AUGAACACCUGGAUGAAUAUCUUUAUAACACUAUGUCUUCUUAAUUCCCAAAUAUUUUGUGUCGUUGCAGAAAAUGCUGGGGACAGACAGGUCAAUAGAUUCUUUACCUUACAAAGAGAGCACGUCCGAACAAGGAUGAGGUACAAACUUGAGAGCAUGCUUUUCGGUUCCGUUCUAGUUAUGGCAAAUUUGGGGCGCGAACCCCAGCCGCAACCGAAAUUGUCGUUUGUCUGUCCUCCGAUCAAAGCUUCGUCUUUGCAAGUUGAAAGAGCGCAACAAGAAAAACACACCUGUGUAAGUUUCGAAACGGGAUCUAAUUCAAAAACGGCCACCUUUACGAUUGAGGUCAUCGACUAUCUGGAUCACAAACUAGAUUUAAACCGGUUCGGACCCACGAGUUGCGAGUUGGGCAGACAGCGUUUGGACUUUACGGCAGCUACCUCAAAUGGCGAUUUGCUGCGAUCACAUCGCAACUUAAAGUCUGGUAGAACGGCUAUUCAAGUCGAAGCGUCCAUCACAAACUUGCACUUCGAAUUUUGUUUUUCCAAUCUCGUCUAUGACAGCUCCUGGAGGUCUGUCGAUAUGCAUAAGGCAAUCACCAUCACCUUGGUAAACCAAGAAACAACAAAACCACAUGUGUCAGAUCGCAUCUCCAAAAAGGCAAGCGACGCAGCUGUCGACGCUGCCAACAUGAUUUUCUCGCUAGUCAGCGAGCAAGAUGGACAGCAGCUUUACCACCUGGAAAACGAGCGUCGCGACCUCAACGAAAGCACUUUUUCGUGGCUGCUGGGAGCACAGUUAGCGCUUAUGCUACUAGUUGCAAUUAUUACGAUCGUUUCGGUGCGCUGUCUCGCCCUCACAGACAAACCAGCCAUUUUGUCCGUUGCGUCCUCUACGGAUAAGUGCAGCUGA
Messenger RNA from Lachancea meyersii CBS 8951, 912 nucleotides. The record is from the annotation of a GenBank genome assembly. NCBI's taxonomy places the organism in Eukaryota, Fungi, Ascomycota, Saccharomycetes, Saccharomycetales, Saccharomycetaceae.